GACCAUAUCCAUGGGCUCUAUAUAACAUGGUCGCUUAUUAUUGAUUCCGAAGUGCAAUCUUAUUUCUUCUGCACCAAUUGCACCAUAGAUACUACAAUGUUCUGCAUCACAAAUCAGAAAAAUUUGUUCUUUGAAAGGCGCACAGACUAUUAGAUGCGAAGGGUGUAUGAAAUUUUUGUUAAUUAGAUCAUUUCUCUUUAGAUUUUUCAUUUUUAUAAAGUCAUAGCUAGGCAUAGAGUACAAGGCUAAAAUAAAGCAAUAAUACCGUUUUUGCAGUGGUUUAUAAUAAGCAAUGAAGCUUGUACAAAGUUCUGGGGAAAUUCCUGAACUUAAGAAAUCUAAUGUUCACAUAAAAAAUGAAAAAGAGCUGAUUCAGAAAGUGAAUAAGAUAAUUAAUGAUGGUAAUAAAAAGCUACAGAUUGUGACCGACUUUGACCACACUCUUACAAGACACACUAUGGAUGAUGGCAGCAUGGUUCUCACAAGUUUUGGUAUGUUUAGAGAAUGUCCAUCAAUACCUCAGGAAUAUAAAGAUGAAGACGUCCGCCUAUGGGCUCAGUACAAGCCGAUUGAGGAUGACCCCAAUAUGACCAUUAAAGAAAAAACCCAGCACAUGAUUGAAUGGUACAUUGCUUCUAAUAAUAUGCUUAAAGACGUCGUUUUCCCUCGAAAUGAAUUGACGGAUGUUGGCAAAACUAUGGUCGAUUGCUUUAGGAAAGGAGUGAAGGACAUGAUAACUUGGAGUGAGACACAGCAAGUGCCUGUCUUGGUGUUCUCGGCGGGACUAGGGGAGUCUGUGCUCGCUGCUAUGAAGGCUGCCAACUUCCUUCUGCCACAUGUCAAGGUGGUCUCCAAUUUUCUGGAUACAGACAGCCAUGACAAGAUCACGGGCAUAAAGGGCGAGGUAAUACAUUGUUACAACAAAAACGAGACUGUAAUAAAACACACGGAAUACUACGAAAUGGUCAAAGACAGAAACAACGUGAUCCUUAUGGGCGAUAAUUUAGGUGACGCGGGCAUGGCCGAGGGCAUGGAACACUGCGAUGUAGUUAUUAAGGUGGGAUUCCUAGGAGACAACGUCGAGGGAAACCUAAACAACUACCUCAACACUUUUGAUAUAGUACUAGUACGUGAACCUUCAGUGGAUGUAGUUAAUGCCAUAUUGAAAUUAGUGCUGUGAUUUUUAUUAGUCGUGAUUUAAUUGUAUUGCACCUGUCAGUGUACUUUACACUGUUUUUAUUUUUGUACAAAAUGUAAGCGUCAUUUAAUGCAUCGCGGACUGCAGCACACUGGUUGCACUAGCAGUUGCCAAUUGUGAUACAAUUGCGCCAACUGCAUUCCAACGGGUAUUUUGCAGUUGAAAUGCAACAAGUAUGAUUACACCCUUAUGUUUACGUUAUGUAAACAAACGGGUAAACGUCAUAAUGGCUAUUUUAUCGUUUUAACAUGACACUGUUGGAUUAUUUUUCUUUUAAAUGUUAUUUGUUCUAAAACUAUUAUAUUAUUUAUUAUUAUAUUAUGUUAAAUAUUAGUGAUUCUUUUCCGUCUGAGAGAUAUAUUAUGGUAUUAGUAAAUUUUUAUAGGGAACAUUCAUAAACUGUUUUACGUCUUCUACUAAUGCUAAUCUGUUUGUAACGAAGACAAGAACUCUUGAGAGAUGAUGUGCUAAGUACGUUAUUUUAACGCAUUCACUGCCGGCAACGCACAUAAUUCGUUCACCUGACUUACACCUACUGCCUUGCUACGUGCCUUGAACGCUACUGUGAGUUCAUACAUUUCGAAAACUUCGCCCAGUGCCGUCAAUGUAUGUACAUACGAGUCAUACGUUACGUUUUCAUCCGUUUAAUUUUGCAAGGGUUUGCAUAACUGAAAAUAUAUUCAAACGUAAACAUAACUAUAUAAAACUAAAACAUUCAUUUACAGGUUUAUAAUUUAUUUUUAUUACGAACAAGUAAAUAAAAAUUAUGGAAUCCCUCUUUUUAGGGUAUAUAGGCCGUCGGAGUAAGCUUAUUCUAGCGUGGACAGUAAAACACCUUAACUUCAAAACGGCGUAACGACUAAAUCUAGAUUUUUUUGCGACUAGAACCGACUAUCACUUUUUUCUGGCUAGUCAAAUUUCAAAAACUCGACACCCGUUUGAGGCACUUGGCGAAAGUUCGAGAAACGAUGCUGGCAGUUGCAGCUGUAAGUCGCACAAAGCGCAUAGUAAUGUUUAUUUU
Molecule: messenger RNA, 2219 nt
Organism: Hyposmocoma kahamanoa
Lineage: Eukaryota; Metazoa; Arthropoda; Insecta; Lepidoptera; Cosmopterigidae
Gene: cN-IIIB
Product: 7-methylguanosine phosphate-specific 5'-nucleotidase
Exons: 7
Coding region: 293-1180 (295 amino acids)
Cellular component (GO): cytoplasm
Molecular function (GO): magnesium ion binding; 5'-nucleotidase activity
Source: RefSeq, a predicted model, not a curated record